ACAUCACUGGGUCUCGUAACUAAAAAACAGGUCGAAGUACGUUGGUUCUUGUUAGCGAACAAAAUACUUUUGGGGGAAAACAUAUAAAUUACAGGAAGAUUGUUUUAUUUCAAUGAAAUCAGCUAUGAGGAUGUCUGUACAUCUUUUCGUGUCCGUUUCUCUGUUUGUAUCUUUAACGGAGUCUUUAACUUACGGAGCAGUUUCCAUGAACAAGUACUUAUCGGAAAGUGUUUGCUGGAACGAUUAUGGCACUGUGCUGAGGAAUUUCUAUAAAAUACGUGACAAAAGAGCUUGCGGCACGAAAUGUACCGAAAAUAACGAAUGUAAUUCCUUCCUGUACAACAAAAAUGCGGGAUGGUGCAGAAUCAACUCCGAUGUAUUCGUGAACAGGACCAGCACCGGAUGCAAUCGUUUGGUGGACUACGCCGAGAUCACAACGGUGCAUACGAUAAGACAUGCCAAGCCGCCAAAACACUGUGGACCAGUUCCCUCUAUCCCGUCCAUCAUCGUGGACAACACCAGCGGUAAUUACAGUGUAGGUGCACAGUUUCCUUACAGUUGUACCCUGUGUACAAGCUUCCCACCCCUCGGCUCACCCGGGGUUCUCGAAUGCGAUACUGACGGAAGAUGGGUUAUACCCCCUGUUUUGUGUGUUCAUGGUGCUGAUAUUGGCUUCUUGCAGGAUGGAAGUCCAAUACCAGUUGAUGCAAUAGGCUGUGGCUCCGUGACCAAUGACACAUGUUACUAUUCCUCACUUCCGUCGGGACUUCAAUACGACGGUGAUAUCGGCAACUGUUACUGCGAUGAGACGUGCUGUGGUAACGGUGACUGCUGUUACGACACGUCCUGUUACCAAGAUCCCAAAUAAAGGAAUAGGCGAAAGGCGAUAAAGUGACACCUUGCGGCAGUGUUUGUUAGUAGUGAUUUUCAUAAGUUUUCAAAUAUUGAGCAUAGUUUUUAAACUAGAUAUUGGAUGGUUUUCGAUAAUUACAUUUUACAUUUGUGUAAAUGCGUAACACAAAUAAAAGUGACUUUUUUUAUGUAUAAAUUGUUGAAACAUGAAUUUAAACUUGAAAACAUUGUCAGAAUACUAUCAAUUAUACAGAGAAAUUUAGAAAAAAUAACUACAGCCACAAACUACGUAAUUGUAGUAGAUAUACAAAAUGUCCUCUAUGUCAACUUACUAUUGGAGAUGAAUAUCAUUUUCCCAAGAAUGUACAUUUUUGUCAUCUUUUAGAAAAAAAAAUAUCAGACCAAUAUAUUAUAACAGACCUAAAGAGUUUUACAUAUGACUCGCAAUAUAAUACAAUAAAAAUAUACAGAACAGUGUAGUCAUAUGUAUUGUAUAUCGGUUUUCAUUUUGUGAACAUAUUUGAGAAUAUUCAAAGCCCUAAAUACAACUUUAUAUAUCAAUAACAGUGCGCUUAAUUGUUUUAUAAAAAUGCAAAAUACUUAAGUAUAUUCCACUGACAUGAUAUGUUUUCCAGAAUAGUCUUUAGAAUUAAACAUACAGUGCUCCUCGUCUUUGUUAACCGAGUGUUGUGAAAACUUUUUAAUCCUUUUUAUUUUCUGUUACAUCGGGAAUAAAACAACGAAUUUUACUUAGUCUCUGUAAAUAACAUCAAGUGCAGUUUAUUCAGGUUUCAGCAAAAGCAAAGUGCGGUAAGUCCU
This is a messenger RNA of Mercenaria mercenaria, 1671 nucleotides long. RefSeq lists its product as uncharacterized. The transcript is spliced from 6 exons. NCBI's taxonomy places the organism in Eukaryota, Metazoa, Mollusca, Bivalvia, Venerida, Veneridae. Bases 113 to 868 code for a protein of 251 amino acids. The record is from RefSeq and is a predicted model, not a curated record.